AUGGAGGUCGCACUGCAGGCCUCGACCCUACGACCCCACCACAAACUUCUCGCCACUGCAGAGGCGCAGGAGCCAGCGAAGGUCGCCUUCUCCGAGGCGGUCGAAGAACCACCUCCACCAGCUGUGGCAACCUUCGAGGAGUCGCACGAAGUGCUUCCUCCACCGCUGAAGGAGGGCAAAGGCGUCACGCCGGGCCUGUCGUUGCCGGGACAAACCGCACUUGUUGAGGGGUCUCCGUCGUCGGCUGCUUCGCCGUGCGUUACGCCUGGACAAAUGCAGAGCUUCCGCAUCUGCGUGCCGCAGCCGUAUCCUGGCGUCCAGAUACGCAAGUCGCCGAACCUGGAUGACAAGCACAAUCGCUUCCUCCAGGCCACAGUCGUCGGGCACGCUGCGGGCAGCCUCGCUUCAGUGCUGGCCACCGUGGUCGCGUUGCCAGGCGACCGCAUUCGCGAAGCGGUGCCACCAAGCCUCCGGCAGCAACAGCAGUCUCAGCUUGUUGAGGCUCUCCACGAUCGCGUACAGCGUUUGCAAGAGCCGGAGCAGCCUCGAUUGCUCUUCAAGGUGAUGCCCCGCGUGCCGCUCAACCAGCUGGCGGCUGCGUCUAGGCCUGUUUUCGACGUCGGCCAUUCUUUGACCGCAGCCGGUCCACCCUCUGCCACAGGCUUCGGUGAAAGCACGAACUGCAGUCCUGUUUCCAACCAUAACCUCUAA
Messenger RNA from Symbiodinium natans, 711 nucleotides. Lineage: Eukaryota; Dinophyceae; Suessiales; Symbiodiniaceae. The record is from the annotation of a GenBank genome assembly.